This is a messenger RNA of Ahaetulla prasina, 3376 nucleotides long. RefSeq names its product phosphofructokinase, liver type (gene PFKL). Gene Ontology annotation, molecular function: ATP binding; 6-phosphofructokinase activity; monosaccharide binding. The record is from RefSeq and is a predicted model, not a curated record. Lineage: Eukaryota; Metazoa; Chordata; Lepidosauria; Squamata; Colubridae. The coding region runs from base 140 to 2503 and encodes 787 amino acids. The transcript is spliced from 22 exons. Gene Ontology annotation, cellular component: cytoplasm; membrane; 6-phosphofructokinase complex. Gene Ontology annotation, biological process: fructose 6-phosphate metabolic process; fructose 1,6-bisphosphate metabolic process; canonical glycolysis.
UCAUCGGCCAAGACCAGCCGAGAGGCGGAGCUUCUCGAAGCCGCGAUUCCUGGAUCGCUGUUGCUGCUCGUGAUUUACCUUUAGAUUUUUAUUUUUAUUUUUUUAUUUAUUUUUUGCACCCCGGAUAAGGCUUGGAAAAAUGGCGGGAACCGAUCUAAGCUCAACGGGGCUGGACCUAGAGAAGCUACGCAUGGCGGGCGCCGGUGUAGCGUUGGCUGUGCUCACCAGCGGCGGCGAUGCACAAGGUAUGAAUGCUGCUGUUCGAGCUGUAACACGCAUGGGAAUAUAUGUUGGAGCUAAAGUGUUCCUGAUAUAUGAGGGUUAUGAGGGACUAGUUGAAGGAGGAGAAAAUAUUAAGCAAGCAGAUUGGCUCAGUGUGUCCAAUAUUAUUCAGCUGGGAGGCACUAUCAUUGGCAGUGCCCGCUGCAAAGCUUUCACCACACGGGAAGGUCGCCUUCAAGCUGCCUACAAUCUGGUACAACAUGGCAUCACUAAUUUAUGCGUCAUUGGAGGGGAUGGCAGCCUGACUGGUGCAAAUAUCUUCCGCUCAGAGUGGGGUGGUCUUUUGGAGGAACUGGUCAGAGACGGAAAAAUCACUGAGGAAAUAUCUCAGACAUACCGUCACUUAAACAUUGUGGGCCUUGUGGGCUCCAUUGACAAUGACUUCUGUGGCACCGAUAUGACCAUUGGCACUGACUCUGCCUUGCACCGCAUCAUGGAGGUGAUCGAUGCCAUCACUACAACAGCCCAGAGUCAUCAGAGAACAUUUGUGCUGGAAGUGAUGGGAAGGCACUGUGGAUACCUAGCAUUAGUUUCAGCGCUGGCUUCUGGAGCUGACUGGCUUUUCAUUCCCGAAUCACCGCCUGAGGAUGGCUGGGAGGAUUUUAUGUGUGAACGGCUUGGUGAAACCCGAAGCAGAGGAUCCCGACUGAAUAUAAUCAUAAUUGCUGAAGGUGCCAUAGAUAGGAAUGGGAAACCCAUCACCUCUAACUACGUGAAGGAGCUGGUUGUCAAACGCCUUGGCUUUGACACUCGUGUAACUGUGCUUGGGCAUGUGCAGCGUGGUGGGACCCCAUCUGCAUUUGAUCGUGUCUUGAGCAGCAAAAUGGGUAUGGAAGCAGUAAUGGCAUUACUGGAGGCAACACCAGAUACUCCAGCCUGUGUGGUGAGUCUGUCUGGGAACCAGUCAGUGCGCCUACCUCUAAUGGAAUGUGUGCAAGUGACCAAGGAUGUUCAGAAAGCUAUGGAUGAGAAAAGGUUUGAUGAAGCUAUCCAGCUCAGAGGCAGAAGCUUUGAAAACAAUUGGAAUAUUUAUAAACUGCUUGCACACCAGAAGCCAGCUCAGAAAAAGAGCAAUUUCAGCAUUGCCAUACUGAAUGUAGGAGCCCCAGCAGCAGGCAUGAAUGCAGCAGUCCGAUCAGCUGUUCGUGUUGGGAUUUGCCAGGGUCACACAAUGUAUGUGGUGAACGAUGGGUUUGAAGGCUUAAGCAAAGGACAGGUCAAAGAGCUGUGCUGGCAUGAUGUUGCAGGCUGGUUGGGCCGUGGAGGAUCCAUGUUGGGCACCAAACGAACUCUUCCAAAGACAUGCAUGGAAAAGAUUGCUGAAAAUGUUCGGAAAUUUAACAUCCAGGCCUUGCUGGUCAUUGGAGGCUUUGAGGCAUAUGAAGGAGUGUUACAGCUGGUAGAGGCUCGUGGGCAGUAUGAUGAGCUUUGUAUCCUCAUGUGUGUGAUACCAGCUACCAUCAGUAACAACGUUCCUGGCACUGAUUUCAGCCUGGGAUCCGAUACAGCGGUCAAUGCUGCCAUGGAGAGUUGUGACCGCAUCAAACAGUCUGCUUCAGGUACCAAACGGCGUGUCUUCAUUGUGGAGACUAUGGGGGGUUAUUGUGGCUACUUGUCAACAGUGACCGGAAUUGCAGUGGGAGCAGAUGCUGCUUACAUCUAUGAAGACCCUUUCACCAUUCAUGACUUAAAGGCGAAUGUUGAACAUUUGACUGACAAAAUGAAAACGGACAUUCAGAGAGGUCUGGUACUCCGCAAUGAGAAAUGCCAUGAACAUUACACCACUGAAUUCCUGUACAACCUAUACUCCUCAGAGGGGAAAGGAAUAUUUGAUUGCAGAAUCAAUGUUUUAGGCCAUCUCCAACAGGGAGGUGCUCCAACCCCCUUUGACCGCAACUAUGGUACCAAGCUGGGUGUGAAAGCUGUUCUAUGGAUGUCAGAAAAGUUAAAGGAUGUGUACCGCAAAGGCCGAGUAUUUGCCAAUUCUGCAGAAUCUGCUUGUGUCAUUGGCUUGCGUAGGAAGACUGUGUCCUUUAGUCCUGUGACAGAGCUUAAAAAGGUCACCGAUUUUGAACACAGGCUUCCUAAGGAGCAGUGGUGGCUGAAUUUACGCCUUAUGCUGAAGAUGCUGGCCCACUAUCAGAUCAGUCUAACUGAAUAUGUGUCUGGAAAGCUGGAGCACGUCACUCGGCGUACACUCAGCAUCGAGAAGGGAUUCUAGCUAGUCUUCCCUUAGCCAUGUCUCUGAUCAAUUCUAUGUAGUUCUCUCCCUUUCUGGCCUUCUCAUGCCUUUCGAGUGCAAAGCUGAUGUCACUGUGAGCCAACAAGAGUGUGGCCAGAAGACAGCCUGCCUUUGUUGCAGAAUUACUCCAUGCCCACACAGGUUCUUACGUUCUUUCUUGCCCACUGAGGAGCAUGGAUGGGUUCACUUAUCCUUCCUCAAGCCUCUUUGUUGCCCCAUGAAGUAGAGGGUAUGUAAUGCCGGACAGAAUUUGUUCCUAUUUCACAGGGUUUUUAAAACAUUCCUACACUACUUAGAAGAAGUACUGCUUGCCAAUGGACAGUGUGCUACUUUUAGAUUCUUAUUGGCCUGGUGCCAUGAAAAAUGCAAGUUUUCAGAAAGGGCCUUCCUGUAAUUUGGAGAAAAUGGUUUCCCAAAAUGUCUUCUUGGGAAAAAUUAUCUAAAACAACCAAGAAUUCCUAUUGCCAUCACUAUUGACACACAGCGAAAUCCUUCUUGGCAGAAGAAACUUGUUUACAAUAGAGCAGCAAACAUUGGGAGACGUCUUCUUUCUUCCUAUCCUUCCCUCACUUCAGGUAGUUCAUGCCGACUAGGAAAGAGUAGUAUUUCUGAGUGCUCAGUGGGAGUUGCUGGUAUGCCAUCACUUUCCUUAGCAUCCCUUCAUUCUAUCUGGCUCAUGUGUUUAAUUCACUAUCUCUGGCUGGUCUGUGAUGGCGGCACAGCUCUUGACUGUGUUGCGUCUGUACCUUUCUGAUGCAUUUCUGUGAAUCCAGUGCACUAUAUUGCCUGUUUGUCCAUGGCAUUGCUUUCUGUCCUGUAGAGAUAAUUAAAACACGCACUGAAUCAACUGUG